Bacillus rossius redtenbacheri is the source of this 3151-nucleotide messenger RNA. RefSeq lists its product as uncharacterized. The record is from RefSeq and is a predicted model, not a curated record. The transcript has 2 exons. Bases 362 to 2983 code for a protein of 873 amino acids. Lineage: Eukaryota; Metazoa; Arthropoda; Insecta; Phasmatodea; Bacillidae.
CUACGUUAUUAUUCAAGGCCGGGAAGGAGAGGGGGUUUUCAGCUCCGAAAUCCGUGCCGCUGCGUUUCACGCAAUGGCCGCUAGAUGUCUCUCUCAUGUGCAGUAAAAGCGGCAAUUCAACACGGAGUUGUAUGCGCAGUGUGGUCGAUUUGUAAUGUAUUACGAGUGUUCGGCAUACUGUGUAUGUUAUUUUGCAUUAAAAAUGUGUUUUUUAAAAAUUAUAUUAGGUGUUGAAAAUUGUAAGUAACAAAAUUAUGUAUGUAGGACAUUGUAAAUAUGAUAUAAUUAUUCAGAAACUUGUAGGGCGAUUGUACAAUAUUCAAAUAUAAUUUCACAUGUGUGUUAAUUCCCGCCAUUCGAAAUGGUUUACUGUUGCGUGCCAAACUGCACGUCUGAGUCUUCAAAAUGUGAUAAAAAAGUGACUUUCCAUACAUUUCCUAUACAGACUGAACUAAAGGAUAGGUGGCGAACAGCGAUUUCAAGGCAGGGUAAAACAGCUGGAUCUCUCUGGUCUCCGUCUUCGAGUUCACGAGUUUGUAGUUUACACUUCAGGACAUCUGAUUUCAGCAUAAGUACAACAAGAAAAAGAUUACUUCCAAAUGUGGUCCCUACAUUGUUCCAAGGGUAUCCUCUGCACAAACAGAGCAAAUUACCGAAACGAAGUCCAGCUUCUAGAUCCGAUGUAAGCCCGCAAAUUAAACGAAAAAAAGUGUGUAUACAAAAUGAAAACAAGGAGCUUGCAUUCUUGUCUGAAGAUAAGAUUGAAGUCAAAGAAGUAGGAAUUCAAGUAUCAUCGUUUUUUCCAUGCAGACCUAAACUCACAGCCAUAAAACACAAGUACAAACUCGUCAAACAGUCUAAUGGCCGACUCAUUCAAACUGUCAGUAGAUUGAGGAAACAAAUUAAGGAACUGAAAAAAGAAAAUAACGGCAAAAAUAAUAAACACCUGGAGAAAAUUGAAAAAAUAGAAAAAGAUGGAAAAAAUGGAAACUUAAAAGCACUAUUCUUGUUAGAGCAAAUUGAUAGCUAUGGAAAACAGCAUGUUGUUUAUGGUGAAACAACUCUCAAAAUUUGUGUACUUUGGCACAGGAAAGCAGCAGCUGGGUAUCGUUUCAUAAGAUCAAUGAACUGUUUGAAACUUCCUCAUGAAAAAACGUUGAGGGGUUAUAUUGGAUGUGCGAGUGGUGAAACUGGUAUAACUUCAGUAAUUAAAGAACGCCUUAUUUAUGAGGUCAGCAAUUUGAAUCACUCAGAAGAAAAGUUAGGUUCGCUGAUAAUAGAUGAGAUGGCGAUCAAGGCAAAAGUAAGUUAUGAUCGCAACCUUGACCAGUUCCUUGGAUAUUCAGAGGCAGAAAUUGAGGAGAUGGGUGUAAGUGAUAAAAUAGCCAACAGACUAUUGUGCUUCAUGUUUCGCGGCCUCUCCACUCCCAUCCGAAUUCCCGUCGCGUUUUAUUUUACUCGUCAAUUAACAGGACCUCAGCUGUGUAAAUUAACCAAAAAGGUGAUCGAAGAAGUAGAAGAAACAGGUUUUGAAAUUCUGCGAAUAGUUACUGAUAACUCUUCGGUAAAUGUUAGCAUGAUGAAGGAGGUGUGUGGCGGCCAAUUACUACCUGAAAUACAACACCCAAAUGAUGAAAACAGAGUAAUCUUUUUGAGUUUUGACUCGAGCCACAUUUUGAAAAAUAUUCGCACUCAGUUUCUUCAGAAGAAUUUUUUCUACAGGGGUAUAAUGAUCUCAAGCAAGCCCUUGAAAAAAUUGUACGAUGCACAGAAGCACUGUACAGUGAAACCUGUUCGAUGUCUGAACAGAAAAGUUGUUUACCCUUCGAACAUCGAAAAAAUGAAUGUGCAACGAGCCAAGUAUGUUUUUUCCCUUCCUCUGACAGCUGCAUUGAAGACUCUUCCUACAAUAGCACCUGAGUUAGUCGAAAACCACGAAAGCCUUGCUGAAACCAUACGGUUUUUGGAAUAUGUCAGAAAAUGGCACGAUAUUCACGAUGUUUGUAACACAAAGCAGGCAUAUAUGUCAAGAAACACCGACAAACUAGUGUUCACAGAAUUUGACGAUGACAGACUGUCUUGGUUGCUAGAUACAUUCCUGCCUUACAUGGAAAAUAUCCAAAAGUCGAGCAGCAAACAAAAUAAACUAAGUGAAGAGACAUACGAAGCUCUAGUCGUGACAACUCAGGCAACUGUAAAAUGUAUACAACAUUUAAUAUCAGUUGGAUUUCAUUUCGUUUUAAGCAGGAACCUGAGCAGCGAUGACAUCGAACUUCUCUUCAGUCACUUGCGAAGAAAAGGUGGCUUCAACGAUAUGAUGGACGCAAGAGCAUGCAUGUAUGCAAUCGACACAACGCUAAAAACGGGUUUAAUAAAUCCUUCAGCUACAUCAAAUGUAGAAAGACAAACUUUCAAGACAUUGGAUGCAAUUGCACAUCACAAACGAAUAAGUGAGCUGAACACAGUAAUUUGUGAUGUUCCAGUUGAAGCAACAGGAAUUCUUGACGAAAAUCUUGAAGAAACUCCAGUAACGCUGCAAAUCGCGUCCUUAGCUAUGAUUGCUGGGUACUUGGUACGGGUUGCAGAAGAAAAUUUUAACUGUGCCUAUUGCCUAGAACAAAUAUCAACUCCCGAUUGUGACAGCCCGUUGCUCCGAUUGAUUAAAAUGCAAGAUCGCGGUGGUCUGCGGUACCCAUCUAGAAAAUUCGUUUUUUUCCUGAGCAAGAUACUAAAAUUUACUUGUGUCACUCUUAAACACUUAGGACGUAAACAGCUCAUCAAGAAGCUUAAAGUGUUUCUAGUGCCAAAGUUUCUUCAAUAUUUUAAGUGUUCACUGUGCAGUCAAGAAAAGCUUGCAAAUACCAUAAUAACCAAAUUUCUGAAGCCUAUUUUGGACAACGAAGCACGUUCGGUGACAGACAAAAUUGACAAACCAUCAAAAAUAUACAGAAAACCAUUGAGCCGCAAAAUUUUAAAACUGUAAGCGUAGUUCCAGGUGAGUAACAAUUAACACUUUAUUUGGUGUUUCAACUGUUACAUUCAUUUUGUUUACGACUGCUUUAUCUUUUAGAAGUAUUUGAACAUAGGGCUUCAUUGUAUUUAUCAUAACAGUUAGUUCUAAACACCAAUUUCAUGAGUUAUAGGACCAACG